UAAGCCUGGUCCUGCCCGCCGUGGGGGCACCUGGGAAGAGGCGGGGAACAAUAUGGCGGAUGGCGAGGAGCCAAUGGCUGUUGAUGGUGGGUGUGGGGACACUGGAGACUGGGAAGGUCGCUGGAACCAUGUAAAGAAGUUCCUCGAGCGAUCUGGACCCUUCACACACCCUGAUUUCGAACCGAGCACUGAAUCUCUCCAGUUUUUGUUAGAUACAUGUAAAGUUCUAGUCAUUGGAGCUGGCGGUUUAGGAUGUGAGCUCCUGAAAAAUCUGGCAUUGUCUGGUUUUAGACAGAUUCACGUUAUAGACAUGGACACUAUAGAUGUUUCCAAUCUAAAUAGGCAGUUUUUAUUUAGGCCUAAAGAUGUUGGAAGACCUAAAGCUGAAGUUGCUGCAGAAUUUCUUAAUGACAGAGUUCCUAAUUGUAAUGUAGUUCCACAUUUCAACAAGAUUCAGGAUUUUAACGACACUUUCUAUCGACAAUUUCAUAUAAUAGUCUGUGGACUGGACUCUAUCAUAGCCAGAAGAUGGAUAAAUGGCAUGCUGAUAUCGCUUCUAAAUUAUGAAGAUGGUGUAUUAGAUCCAAGCUCCAUUAUCCCUUUGAUAGAUGGGGGGACAGAAGGCUUUAAAGGAAAUGCCCGUGUGAUCCUGCCUGGAAUGACUGCUUGCAUUGAAUGCACGCUGGAACUGUAUCCACCACAGGUUAAUUUCCCCAUGUGCACCAUUGCGUCUAUGCCCAGGCUCCCAGAACACUGUAUUGAAUAUGUAAGGAUGCUGCAGUGGUCUAAGGAGCAGCCUUUUGGAGAAGGGGUUCCAUUAGAUGGAGAUGACCCUGAUCAUAUUCAAUGGAUUUUCCAAAAAUCCCUAGAGAGAGCAUCACAAUUUAAUAUUAGGGGUGUUACAUACAGACUCACUCAAGGGGUAGUAAAACGAAUCAUUCCUGCAGUAGCUUCCACAAAUGCUGUCAUUGCAGCUGUGUGUGCCACUGAGGUUUUUAAAAUAGCCACAAGUGCGUAUAUUCCCCUUAAUAAUUACUUGGUAUUCAAUGAUGUAGAUGGACUAUACACGUACACAUUUGAAGCAGAAAGAAAGGAAAACUGCCCAGCUUGUAGCCAGCUUCCACAAAAUAUCCAGUUUUCUCCAUCAGCUAAACUACAGGAGGUUUUGGAUUAUCUAACCAAUAGUGCAUCUCUGCAGAUGAAAUCGCCAGCCAUCACAGCCACAUUAGAAGGAAAAAACAGAACACUUUAUUUACAGUCAGUGACCUCUAUUGAAGAACGAACAAGGCCAAAUCUCUCCAAGACAUUGAAAGAAUUGGGACUUGUUGAUGGGCAAGAACUGGCAGUUGCUGAUGUCACCACACCACAGACUGUACUAUUCAAACUUCAUUUUACUUCUUAAGGAAAAUAAAUCUGCACAAAAUAGAAAACUUAUGGAAAUGUUAUACUUCAUGGAUACUAAGAGAUUUAAUUGAUUCAUUUUUAGCAUUAGUGUUGCUGGAAUUUGAUUUUUUUAAUAUAACGAGCCACUCUUUUUUAACUUUAUAACUUUCCCUUGAAGACAGAAUUUGGGAGGUGGUGCUUUUAAGCAUUUUCAUUAAUAAUAUGGAAAUGAUGCCUGAAGAGAAAGAUUAUGAGCAAAUGUAUUGCUUCUUUUAGAGAAGGAGGCAAACACCCUCUUAUGUGUGAAUUUUGUUAUUAUGGUGAGAGAAUACAUUCCUCAGUUUUCCUUUGAGCAGCCACGUGCACAAAAGAUGUCCCUUUAAAGAAAAUAAGAAAAUUAAGUUAAAUAAUAUUAAAUGUUACAACUUGAUAUCUAGAGCAUAGAUGUUGCUUAAUAUUCACUUAAUUGUGGCUGUCCAAAUGAGUAUCAAUUACUGCAAAGGUUACCCUGUCCAUAAUAAUUUGUAAAUGGUGUUAUAGCUGAAUAUCUGUGCAUGGAAAUGGGAAAUAUUUUCAUGUGUUUACUUGUAGUGCCAUAGAGGCCAAUAUGCACAACAUUAAAGCCAAGACGUGGAUAUUUAAAAGAAUUUAAUGUUUAAAUAGUUACCACUGAUGCAUUCACACUAUUUAUUAAUAAAAUCAUAUAUUGUCUACUAUUCUCACUGAAACUUAAAAAUAUAUUAAGGAUAGUAAGUAGUUCUGUAGUAAUGGAAUAAAUGUGUAGCAGAAUUACUAAGACAAAAUUUUUAUGGCACCUGAACUAAUACUUUUGCCACAGUAAAUAUCUA
Messenger RNA from Rhinolophus ferrumequinum (greater horseshoe bat), 2231 nucleotides. RefSeq names its product ubiquitin like modifier activating enzyme 3 (gene UBA3). Gene Ontology annotation, biological process: protein neddylation. The coding region runs from base 53 to 1402 and encodes 449 amino acids. The transcript has 17 exons. Lineage: Eukaryota; Metazoa; Chordata; Mammalia; Chiroptera; Rhinolophidae. Gene Ontology annotation, cellular component: nucleus; cytoplasm. Gene Ontology annotation, molecular function: NEDD8 activating enzyme activity. The record is from RefSeq and is a predicted model, not a curated record.